Talaromyces rugulosus is the source of this 552-nucleotide messenger RNA. RefSeq lists its product as uncharacterized. Gene Ontology annotation, biological process: nucleoside triphosphate catabolic process. Lineage: Eukaryota; Fungi; Ascomycota; Eurotiomycetes; Eurotiales; Trichocomaceae. The coding region runs from base 1 to 552 and encodes 183 amino acids. The transcript has 6 exons. Gene Ontology annotation, molecular function: nucleoside triphosphate diphosphatase activity. Gene Ontology annotation, cellular component: cytoplasm. The record is from RefSeq and is a predicted model, not a curated record.
AUGCAAGCUAUAAAUUUCAUCACAGGAAACGAGAACAAACUGAUCGAAGUCCGAGCGAUCCUGGGCGAUACGGUGACUGUUAACAGUAAAGCUGUUGAUGUUCCUGAAAUCCAGGGAACUUCUGAAGAAAUCGCCAUAGAGAAAUGUCGUCGUGCGGCUGAUGAGGUUGGAGGGCCCGUCUUGACUGAAGAUACGGCUCUGGAAUUUCAUGCAUUGAAAGGUCUUCCUGGUCCGUAUAUUAAAUGGUUCCUGGAAUCGCUCGGCCUGGAUGGGUUGAACAAGAUGCUAGAUCCUUACGAAGAUCGGUCUGCUGAAGCCGUCUGUACAUUUGCAUUUUCCCACGGACCUGGUGAAGAGCCUAUCCUUUUCCAAGGGAGAACCUUGGGCAAAAUCGUAGCUGCACGUGGCCCAACAAAGUUCGGCUGGGACCCUAUUUUUGAAUAUGAAGGCCAGACAUAUGCCGAGAUGGAUAAAGCGGAAAAGAACAAGAUCUCUCAUCGCUUCAAGGCACUGGUGAAGCUAAAAGAGUGGUUGGCUGAAACCAAGGCGUGA